AUGCACGGGUAUGUGUGCAAGCGGAAUAGAAUGCAUCUUCACACAGGAGUGAAAUACUACGAUAGGGAAAAAAAUAUAGUGAACAAGCUAUUAGAGAAAUACAAAAAUUUAAGAUAUGAUGAUAAAAUGAAUUUAAUAAAAGAUCAAUUGAAAAAUAUUAAGGAGAGGGAUAUCAAGGUUAUUUAUGAUUUCACUGUGGGUUGUGUAGAAGGGCAAGGAUUGAAUAAAGAACAUGAUGCGACACAAGAUACAGUUCAAAAUAAACGGAAAAGUAAACUGAUGAAGCUAAGGAAACCUUCUUUUGUACAAGAAAAACGUGGGAAAAAGAGAAUCAAUAACGAUAUAACAAUGAUGGAUAUAUAUGAAGAAAGAACUAGUUUAGAAAAAGAAAAAGAGUUAAAACAUAUAGAGAAAUACACUCUUAUUGAAGACUUGUAUAAAUCUUAUAUAUAUAGCAAAGCUUUUACUCUACUGAACAGCCAGUAUAGGACGAAACACAGCAUAUCAAACAGUUUUAUACAUAUUAUGAUUAACACUUUGAGAAAACAUAUUUUAGAUAAAGUAAAACCGACAUUAAUAAACGAAUUUGCCGUAUAUACAAAUCCUUAUAUGCUAUUUAAAAAUGCAUUAUUUAAUUUUAUUCUUCAUCAGUAUGUUAAAAAUCCUUACGAAGAGAGUUUAAUAGAAAGCUAUAUGAACAGAAAAAUUAAUUUAACUGUUUUAAAAAUAAAUAGUGCCGAUGUACCUGUUGAGGUAUAUGAACCUUUAGUUUCUUUUAGAGGAGAUAUACAUUACAGCUAUGAUUUUAAAGAGAAAUUUAAAGAAAGCAUUACCACAUCAUUAAAAAUUUUAAGCGCUAUAAUGAAGAAUGCAACAAAUGAGAAUAAACACCAAGAUAAGAAGGAAUGUCCACAUGAAAAGUGGCAACACUCAUCUACCGGGAAAGAAUUGUUAAAUGAUGGUUCAUCUUAUGAGCACGCUGAUAUGAAGGAUGGAGAAAAAAAAAUGUAUAAAGACAAGAAUACUACUGGAUUUAUAAACGAAAUAUUAAAAAUUCUACCAGAGAAUACUAAGUAUUAUUAUGAUAAUUAUCCCUUUUAUAACUUAAAAUCGUUUAAAACGAAUAUACAAAAAAAAUAUGUCGGUGGAAUAAAAAAUAGUAAACCAAUAAACACAGAAGAAGAAGAAUUGAGCUAUAUGAGAUACCCGACCUUACAGUGUGUUGCUCAUUCCUUGCCAAAGGAUAUCAAGUAUAGAAAUAAUGUCGUUCAUACUAUUAAGGUACUAGAGAGAUCAAAGUAUUGGGAUUAUACUAGCAAAAUAAAAGCUAUAAACACCUUAAUUGACGUUUGGAAUAAUAUGCAUUCUAGUGAACAUUAUGAAAACUUACUGGAUAAAUCUCUACCAGUUAUUUACUCAAAAGAUAUGUUAAGAAAGACAAGAACGAGAAAAGAAACCUAUAACCAAGGUAUCACGUACAUUCAAUCGCUAACUACGCAGAAGCCCCUGCACAUGCGCACGAAGAAGGGCUAA
Plasmodium malariae is the source of this 1533-nucleotide messenger RNA. RefSeq names its product conserved Plasmodium protein, unknown function. The coding region runs from base 1 to 1533 and encodes 510 amino acids. The record is from RefSeq and is a predicted model, not a curated record. The transcript has a single exon. Lineage: Eukaryota; Apicomplexa; Aconoidasida; Haemosporida; Plasmodiidae.